CAAAAAACGGGAACGGUGUUAUGCCGAGAAACGCAUGCCAGCUGUUACGGGAAGAAAGAAAUAAACAAAGUGGCGGUAGUGGGACAGUGCCAGAACAGAAGUACCACCUCUUCAUACAGGAUUAGCAGGAAGUGGACGUUUUGUUUCAGGCUGAACCAGAAAACUGUUGGAGUCAGACUGAACUUCUCAGCAGGUUAUAAAGAUGUCCGUCUCAGUGGAUGCAAACACUGGAGUGACUGCUGUUACCAUAGCAACGGACAAUCGGAGCAAGUUGGCACAAAGGCGUCAGAUCGUCAGGGCUCUUCCCUGCGGUCCAUCAUGGCGGUCAGGGAGCAAAGGGAGCAGCGUGGUCGGCGCUCUCGGGAUUGUGCAGAUCAUGGUCGGAGUGUUCAACGUUGUACUCGGACCAGAACGUGCAGAAACGUUUCCUUACUGGCUGGGAGUUCCUUUCAUUGCAGCCGGAGUCCUGUCUCUUCUUGCAGACAGAUUUCCUUUCCGCUGCCUGAUGGGUUUUUCCGUCUUUCUCAACGUAGCCGGAUCCAUCCUCUCCAUUGUGGCCAUAGUGCUGUAUGCGGUACAUUUGGCCAGCUUUACUGUCAUUGGGAUGUGUGGGAUCCUGGAUGAAAGGAACUCCAAAAACUGCGUGUUCUUGGCUAAUUUAGCUCAGAAACUGCUGAGAGGCGUGGACAUCACCAUGAUCGUCAUGUCGGUCCUCCAGCUCUGUGUCUGCAUCAGCCUGGCAGUCCUGGGCAACAAGGCUUUCUACUACAGGUGGAAAUAUGUAAAAGAUGUUUUGAUCCAGCAGCCGUUGUUUGAAGAUGGUCACAUGACCAGUCCUGGAGCCUAAAUCUAAAUAAUCUGGUAAAACCAGGGAGAAACCAAAGGGGGGCCAAGGGUGGCCAGUCCCUCUCAAACAGAGAACUGCUGCUUUAUUAAACUCUAUUUGGAUUUAAAUUAUUAUUAAAAUGCAAAAAUAUUAAUGAAAAUAGUCCAAAAUGUCUCUAAAUACUGAGAGACAUUCUGUCUUCAGCAAAGAUAUUACAAAAUUAGUUUUAUGUUGUUUAUUUAAAAAUAAUUAGAUGCUAAAAUCUCCCAGAUAUACAUGCAGCCAAAACCAAAGAGGCAAAAAAUAAAUAAUAAUAAAUACAUUAUGUCUUUCAUUUUUGGGUUACAAUCGAUUGCAAUGUGAUGGAGAAAUGAUUAAAGUCGCCAAAAUGUAAUUUGUAAGUAUAAUUUUUAAAAUGAAAAUGUUUUAUAAAAACGAUUGGUAUCAGAAAGAGUGAAUUAAAAACUUUGCAUGUUUUAUUAUUAUCCACACAUGCAGGUAGAAAUGCAGAUCAUCCUUUAAAUUUUCCUUUCUGUACU
Molecule: messenger RNA, 1365 nt
Organism: Gambusia affinis (western mosquitofish)
Lineage: Eukaryota; Metazoa; Chordata; Actinopteri; Cyprinodontiformes; Poeciliidae
Exons: 9
Coding region: 203-847 (214 amino acids)
Cellular component (GO): membrane
Source: RefSeq, a predicted model, not a curated record